GAGUCUCAGUGUGGACAUGCUGCUUCAGCACUGAGCCUCCAAACCACCUUCUCUCUCCUUCUCCUUACAGUGCACCAUCCACGCCUUCCUCCUCAGUCAGCCAUGGGAGUUGCGUACAGUGUCGGAGAGGUUGACCACCUCUACACAUUCUUUGUGCAAUGGUCACCGGAAAUCUACACCAAGGGCAACAAGAAGCGCCGCCACCCCCACUACCUCAUCAGAGAGAAGCAGCAGAAGCACUACCUGGUGGGGGAGAAGAACAAGGUGGCCGUGAUCAACAAGCUCCUCAGUAACCCCGUCAACCCGGCUGCUAACAACUGGGAGAUCAUCACAGUGAAGGACCCCAAACGCCGCCUGAGUCUGUGCAGCUCGGAGGACUCUGAGGCAGACGAGCCCGACUACCAGAGAGAAGAUGACGAUGCCCUGCCCGUCCUGGGUGACGAGAGCCAGCUGGUGGAUGGCUACCACCUUAAGAGGCUGGCUGCACACUUGCCAGCAAGGACCCAGUGCCAUCCGUGGCAGCUGGUCUACAGCACAGCCAUCCACGGGAGCAGUCUGAAGACUCUGUACAGGAACAUGGCGGGCCUGGACAGCCCUGUGCUGCUGGUCAUCAAAGACAUGCACCAAAAGGUAUUCGGGGCUUUUUCUUCCGAUCCAUUCAAAGUCAGUAAAUACUGCUACGGUACAGGAGAGACCUUCCUCUUCAGCUUCAACCCAGACUUCCAGGCAUACAGGUGGAGCGGUGAGAACUCCUACUUUGUGAGCGGCAACCUUGAAUCACUGCAGAUUGGUGGAGGAGGGGGCGGUUUUGGCCUGUGGCUGGAUGCUGAUCUGUACCAUGGUUCGAGUUUCUCCUGUCCCACCUUUCACAACGAGUCUCUCUCCACACAAGAGGACUUUGUUGUACAAGACCUCGAAGUCUGGACCGUACAGAACUGAGAAAAAGAUCCAACUGUCCUGCCCGGGGUAAUAGAAUUUCUAGACUCCAAUGAGUACAUGUGGUUUAGCCACUCCUGUACAAAACCUGAUAGAAUGGUUGCUACGGUCUGUGCACCAGGCACAGACCAGCCCACAUACAGUCUGAAGACUGUUCGAGAGGUUCUUGGACUGUACUUUGUUGUUAUGCUGGUUUGAUCUUUGCCUGCUAAUUCAGCUGGUUGGAUGAAAUCCUGCGAUUCAGGGUCCCACUGCUCUAAACUGUACCGGCUAUUCAUCAGUAGCCCCGUGCUAAGCCCAGUAAGUAACUGGCAUCUGAAGCUUUAAGCCCUCCGUGCCCUCCAUUGGGUGUGGGGAGCAUUAUGAUACAAAGUUCACAGUAGCACCGUUGGAUAGAAAGUUUGUAACAACUGUAAGCACAUUCAGUAUGUAAGGAAAAUGCUUUUUUUUUUAACUUUGUCUGUUGAACAACCAAAUGUGUGAUGUGAGAUUUUAUAGCGUGUGGUUUUUACAGUUUGUAACUCUUUGUGUGUGAGUGUGCAUACGUCUGAUCUGCUGUCAUGGCCCCAAGGUUUAUGAAACACAUGCUGUAAUGGGCCAUAUAAAUAUUUAAGACAAAAAAAGUUAUAUAAGGAAUUUAUGGUAAAAACACUGUAGCACGAUAUGGCCCACGGUGGCCUGUCGGGACUCUAACUGUACUUCUGAGAUUUUUCUUGUGUGAGGUUUGCUCUUUUGUUGUCCAUUUGAAAACUACAGCUGCAGACGGAGACCUGUCCGUUCAGGUAAAAAAAAAAAAUAAAAAAAAAUAAUAAAGGUAUAGGAUUGCACUAUAAACAACUUAUUUUCUGUGAUGUGUCCCAUUUGUAGAGGAAGCAACCUCAACUGUUAACCGUCACUUCUGUUUUUUUUGGUGAUACACCUACCUGCCUAUUUCCAUAUAUGGACAGUGUAUUCAAGAUAACAUUUCAGAUCGUUUUACUAUCUAUAUAUUUAAAUGUAUUUUUAAGAAAAUUUAAACAGUUUGUUGCUGUAUGUCUGUUUCUUUUUACAUUUCUUUAUGUUUGUUUGCCAGGCAGUGCCGGCACUGCCAAUGUUGUUUUGUGGAACCACAUUAAAACUUUGUCUCUCCAGGUGAAAGACAAGGUUUGCAAAGCAUUCAUAUUUUGUUAUGAAUAAACCCUUAAAACAUCACCUUU
Acanthopagrus latus (yellowfin seabream) is the source of this 2132-nucleotide messenger RNA. It is a transcript of the gene ncoa7a, whose product is annotated as TLD domain-containing protein 2. The transcript has 7 exons. Bases 103 to 939 code for a protein of 278 amino acids. Lineage: Eukaryota; Metazoa; Chordata; Actinopteri; Spariformes; Sparidae. Gene Ontology annotation, biological process: response to oxidative stress; regulation of transcription by RNA polymerase II. Gene Ontology annotation, cellular component: nucleus. The record is from RefSeq and is a predicted model, not a curated record.